GUACUCAUUACCACAAUUACUAAAACUGCACCAAGUUAACCGCAGAGCAAAUUCGAUAAAUAUAAAACAAUCUACACAGCAACUCCACAUUACCCUGCUACUCUAUCAACUUGCAACUCCCGACCCUCCAACCGCCCUCCUCUCCAAUUGCAUCACCCUCCCCAAAGAAACCUACUAUCACAUACAUACUAUCAAAAAUGCGCAUCCCAACCACCAUCCUCACUCUAGCCUCCACAGCCUCCUGCACCCUCCUCCCCCGUAACCCCCCAACAAACUCAACCACCCCCUCCUCUCCCUCCGUCGCUGCAGCCCAAUACGACGGAACCUGUUUCUACCCCAUCCCAGACCCAAACUUCAACCUCAACAGCUACCUCGGCACCUGGUACCAAGUCGCCGGCACACCCUUUGGCCCCACCGCCGGCGCCCGCUGCGUAACCGCGAAUUACUCGCUCAACGCAAACGGCACCGUCCGCGUCCUCAACUCCGCAUCUGCCAGCCCCUCGACUUUCAGUAUCGAAGGCACUGCUACCCCUGCGCCCCCUGCGUACGGUCUCGUUGGUGCGUUUACAGUGAGGUUUCCUGGGACACCGCCGGUGGGGCAGGGGAGUAAGUGUCCUGGACCGAAUUAUAUUGUUCAAGAUUACGCUGUCGAUUGGGCCAUUGUGCAGACGCAGGAGUGGAAUACGCUGUAUAUUUUGAGUCGAGUGAGAGAACCGGCUGAGGAGAGUAUCAAGGCAUGGGUGGAGAGGGCGGUGGCGUUGGGGUCGAAUGCGACGGAGGUUGUGAGGUUUGAUCAGACGGGGUGUGAGGGUGUUUGAGUAUGAGGAUUAGGGAAAGGUGUAGUGGGUUGGUUAAGUGGUAAUUGUUUGUUGGGAGGUAGAGUAUAAUUUAUGAAUUAUCAUGGUACAUUCAUGCUUGUGCAGUGCUUGUUUUUGUAUUGCAGUCGUAGCUCCUGGA
Molecule: messenger RNA, 957 nt
Organism: Bipolaris sorokiniana ND90Pr
Lineage: Eukaryota; Fungi; Ascomycota; Dothideomycetes; Pleosporales; Pleosporaceae
Exons: 3
Coding region: 198-818 (206 amino acids)
Source: RefSeq, a predicted model, not a curated record